ACUCUGCAACACCAGACUCUCCUCAGCCCCAGUUCGUUUUCCCUCUUCUGCUUUUUGCAUGAGUGGAACAGCUGCCUGACUGGGAGCUACCACUCUGUCACCACAGGGGCCGCCACACUCACUGGCCCAGAGAGCACAGCAAUCUUUUGAAGAUGCAAGCUUCCUUUCUCCCCCCAUGUUCUUUCACAGUGGACUGGCCCUGAUGUAGACAGCAUGGGGGAGAGUGAGAGUGCGAGCUAGGCAACACUCUGGAAGCCAGCAGAUCAUUGCUGUGGUAUUCUGACUGCCACAGAGGCAGAGAGAGAGGGAGCGUGACAGACAGUAAGAGAGAGGGUGAGACGGAGCAAGAGAAGACGAGAGCACUGGAAGCCUCUGAGAAAAGGUUGCCAAACAGAACAUCAACAGCCGAGUGGAAGGAACGCCUUCAGGGGAAACUGACUAACAUGAAGAAGAGAACAGCCAGGAGGAGCUACUACUAAGAUGUGAAGAACAACUGGUGGUUUAUUUUGCCAUCUUUAAGAGGGAGAGAAGAAGAUAGAAACAACUGGUUAACCAUUGAAGACAACUCAAACAGAUAGGGUCUAUUCAGACACUACAGAACGGAUUUUGUCUAUCUAGACACAACACAAGAAGAUAGUGUCUACGCUAUUCAGACCAAGGGAGGAAGCCGAAAACAGUGCCAAGGAGGAUGUCUUGGCUGUCGCCUGUGUCUUGGGCCAAGUGGACGUGGACGGCAGUCCGGGGAGCAGGGGAGGGAGAGGACAGUGAAGAGGAGGAGGGCCAGGGGGUGAAGGAGGAGAAUGGACGGCUGCCCCUUGGAGGGAAGCGAGAGGAAGAGGAGGAAGAUGGAUCUCAAGGGUGCAGUUCGGACUCAGAGGGCCACUUUGCGACCCCAGAGGCUCAGAGUCCUGUCCACGCUCCACUCAGUGUCCCAGGAGAGCUGGAGAACCUCGCCACUGACAGAGCAGAUACCCUGGAGGAGGAGGAUGAACAGCUGAUGGUGUCUGGCCUAGCCGGGGAUCCAGUUCAUAGCCUCUUUAACCAGAACAUGGGCCAGGCUGAGCCCCCCUUGGCUCCUGAGGAGGAGGCCCCCGUGGACCCUAAGGAGGAGGCCCCCAUGGACUCUAAAAAAGGGCCCCAAAUGCUUCCCAACACAGACACUACCGAGGUUCAACCCUCCACAGCAGACCCACCAGCACAUGCCAAUGGAGAAGCAAUGACCAGUCCUGCUCUGAACUUAGGUCUACCCGAUGAGAGGCCAAAUGCUACUUCUCUGGACUUAGGCCUACCUGAGGAGAAGCCACUGGCUACUUCUCUGGACCUAGGUCAACCCGAGGAAAAGAGGCCACUGUCCAGCAGCACAGAGCCAGUUUGUAAUGGACAUCCCAUUGAGACCAUCUCUGAACCGCAGGCCACACUCACUAAAAUCCCUAAAACCACUAAAACCAAGCCCCCUUCCCUGAAGAUAAAGGGAGCCCUGAGCGAUGCUAGCACACAGGGGGACGGGGACAUUGACAUCAUCACAAUCCCUAAGGCUAGCUACAACUUCGACCCGGACCAGUUUGACGACAGCUUUAACCCAUUCGCCACUGGAGGCUCCAAGAUACAGAACUCCCCCCCAGCUUUUGCAGCCGAUGCCCUGCCUACACUUGAGACGCCAACUGUAAGUAGCUCCUUUCCCAAACUGGAGCCUUUACCUGUACAUAGCUCUUCUCCGCCGCUUUGUGGGACUAGUUCCUCUCCUAAAAUGGAGGUUGAGGAGGUCAAAGAGCCCAAGCCUGUGAAGAUGGAGUUUGGGUUAGACGAGGCAGGCGAGGUAACAAAAACACAGCCAAGGAGGCUGGGUAAAAAGCCUGGCAGCAAGCUCGCCACCAAGAAACCAAAGGCCAAAGCAACAACGAUUGCACCUGCCCCGACGCCGACACCCGAACCAGUUGUAGCUGAACCGGUAGCAGAGCCAGUUUCAGAAACCGCUUCUGAACUGCUUUCCGUGCCAGGUGCCUCCUUAAGUUUGGAUGACGUUCCAAUUCCCAAGUCAACUUAUAAGUAUGACCCCAACCAGUGGGAUGACCCUAAUUUUAACCCCUUUGGGGCUGGUGGUUGCAAAAUGAGCAGUUCCCCAGUUCUUCCUAAAGGAUCCAACAGCUUUGAUCCUCAGAACUUUGACGACUCAGCUGAACCCUUUAAGCCAUCUAAAGCCCUGGGCAGUGAAAACCCAACUUCUCAGGAUACCCCUGAGAGGCCAGCAGAGGAAGCAGUGAAACCAAAGCUGGAUCGCCCCCUGGAGGAGGAGAAGAAAACGCGCCAGCCUCCAAAGAAAAGCAAGGACAGGAUCAUCAAGAAUUCUUGUAAGGUGAAGAAGUAUGAAAACCAGUCCCUGGUCCUGGAUGUCUGCAAUCAGGAAGAGGAUGCGGUGGUGUCCCAGGUUCAAGGAAUGCCCCGCCGUGUUCGCCAUGCCACCGAUGAGGAAAAGUUGGCUUGCAGUGGCAUCAUGGGCCAGAAAGCCAAGGAGGAGGCCGAGGUGGAGGAAGACUCAGCAUGUGCCAAAGGCCCAGCCAACCCAUCCAAUGUCAAAAGCCAGGCGCUGCUGGAUGGUCCACAGGCGAGGAUAACACACUGUAUGGAUGAGAAAGACAUUUGCACUUCGAGUGAAGAGCUGUCAAUCACCCCAGAGCCAAAGUUGAUUGGCUGUGAGGGUCAUGAUGAUAAAGGCAGUCCUUCCUCCCUGGAGACCAUAUCGCAAAGUGAGAUGGACAAAGCAGCAGUGCUCACCUUGAUCAGAGAGGAGAUAAUUACUAAAGAGAUAGAAGCCAAUGAAUGGAAGAGAAAGUAUGAAGAAAGCCACAUAGAGGUGUUAGAGAUGAGGAAAAUAGUGGCAGAGUACGAGAAAACCGUUGCACAGAUGAUUGAGGACGAGCAGCACAAGAGGAGUGUCCUGGGCUCCCAGAAGAGCGUCCAGCAGGUGAUCCUGGAGCGGGACCAGGCCCUGGCUGACCUCAACUCCGUGGAGCGCUCACUCUCUGACCUCUUCAGACGCUACGAGAACAUGAAGACCGUCCUGGAAGGCUUUAAGAAGAAUGAAGAGGUGCUGAAGAAGUGUGCCCAAGAGUACCUGGUCCGCGUCAGACAGGAAGAACAGAGAUACCACACACUCAAGAUCCACGCAGAGGAAAAACUAGACAAAGCAAAUGAAGAUAUCGCCCAAGUGCGCUCCAGGGCCGACUCAGAGAGUGUGGCUCUUCAUGCCAGCCUGAGGAAGGAGCAGAUGAAGGUGGACUCUUUGGAGAGAGCCCUCCAUCAGAAGAACCAAGAAAUUGAGGAACUCACAAAAAUCUGCGACGAACUAAUAGCAAAGCUCGGAACAUUAGACUGAUACCUGAUAUCAGGAACUUUGGAGUUCUUGGAUGUACUGUUCCACCAACAUCUCUCCGCUCUGCCUUACCUUUGCAGCCAAGUCCUAACCAUCCCCACCACUAGUAAACGACUAUCCACACAUCAACACAAUCUGAACCCGUCUCUGCUAUUAUUACUUAUACACACAGGGAGUGACGGCAGUAUUCACCCGUUGUCUCUCGAAUGGAACAAAUAAACUGCGAAACAGCUAUGAGUAUAUGUUUUUUAUGAUCAAUUGAAGUAUUGAUGUGGCAAAUUGUAAUGUGCAUGUGCAGCUGUUAUAGGCAUGUAGUGCCAAAUCGUAACUUUUGCAUAAAUAAAGCAUAGUAUGGACAUUACUGUCGAUUUCUCCCUGUUGUGGGGCUAUGUGAGGGAUCUGCUUGUAACCUGUUGCGUUGCGUACUGUGGGGUGUGUUUGUAAAGUAUGUUCCACAUCAUGGAUUAUCAGUUUUGAAGAAAGAGACAGAGACGUGUGAUCCAGAAAGGGUUUGGGGGACAUUCUUCUGCUGAUACAGGGAAAGAGAUCAACAAUCAAUCAGUUGGUGGCUCUCGUUUUGCAAUCGCUUGCGUUCCACGGGUUUAGACUUUACACAAUCAUUCUGCUGCUAUUCUAGAAACUACUAGAGAUGGAGAGCGAUCCAUUUUUCAUUUGAUAGAGUUACCGUUUCGAUCUACUCUCAUUUCAUCUUCUAUUGUUUUGUACCUUUCUUUAGGUAGGACAUGCUUAUAGCGGUAUGCUAGUAUACUUUUUUUUUUUAAAUAGAUCAAGGGAUUGCACAUUUAUUUUAAUAACUAUGUAGCUUCUUGUUAUUUGAUAUCAACUUCAAACUGCAGUUUGUGGUCGAUGCUCUAGAUCUUUUAUGUAGCUCCAUGAGAUAUACUCUAUAUACUCCUAUUAAUUCUGAUUAUAGUUUGAAGGCAAAGCACACGUGUUUCAUGUGUACAGCAUAUGUUAAAGUAUCUUUGUUUACUCAUGUCUGUUAUCACCACAUGUCUGGAGGAAGUGCUUGGUUUUCUGUAUUAACAAUGCAACAUUAUUUGGAAAAACUCUUGUUACUGUAUUUGUUGUUUGAACAAAUAUGUUUUGUUAUAUAGACAAUAUAGGCUUUAAUCCAUAUUCCUUGUGUCUUACCCCUUAGCUCAUGUAGCUGAACAAAAGAGCACUAUGACAAGAAUAUCUUAACAAAUCCAUCAACGGAGUAGUGACAUAUCCUGUUUAUAAUUGGACUUUUGCUCUGUUUAAGAAUCGUUUGAAACUGACAUGUUUUGUUUUCAUCUUUCCUUUAGCUAGACACAGCAUAGGGAGCUGUGGUUGUAAGCUUGGCUUUCUGCAGUGCAGCCACAGUUACAUUUCUCUACAAGACCUUUGGAAAACAGGACAAAUAUUUUCUACCAUCUCCAUAAUACUAGAGUUGCCAAAUCAUUCCCUUGCCCUCAAAGCCCAUCACUGUUAAUGUUGUAGGCUCUGAGAAUAACAUUUCCAGAAAACACUAAAUAUUAUGACAGAUUAUGACAUAUGUGUAAACUAUAUACUAAUGCAGAUGUGGAUUCUUGUUCAGAUGUUCUCAGAGCGAACAAAAAGCUAGCUGGUGGCUAAACAGCACAACGACUAGUUUAUUUAAUGUUAUGGCAAUGUAUCGGACUGGUUCAUUUCAACCUUUAGGUCUACAAGGACCUACAGUACAGUAUGUGGACACGGAACUGUCCCCAAGCCCACUUAGGUGCUACCUACCUGAGUCAUAGUUUGGGAGCCAUUGCCUUAUCCUACCUAUUUCAUGAAUCAUCAUCAUCAUCCUCAUCAUCAUCAGUACCUUCAACUGCCAAAUGUUAUUAUUGUGCCAAAUAAAGGGGCUUCGGGAGGAGGUAUCAUGACUUAAAGGUCUGACUUUGAAGUUGCUUGUCAUUCUAGCACUGCAGUAUGUGUACAUUUUAUAUUGUAUGAAAAUAAUAUAAUUUUAUUGGAUUGUUCAUACAGAAUUUGUAAAGUGGAGGAACGAAACGUGCACAGAUUCUAUGAUGUUUACUGAUUGAUAUAUAUAUAUUUUGUGCAGAAGGCAUUUCCUGAAUAAAAGUGAUCAUUAUUGUGAA
Messenger RNA from Oncorhynchus tshawytscha (Chinook salmon), 5481 nucleotides. Its product is annotated as transforming acidic coiled-coil-containing protein 1. Gene Ontology annotation, cellular component: cytoplasm. Gene Ontology annotation, biological process: mitotic spindle organization; cerebral cortex development; cell population proliferation. Lineage: Eukaryota; Metazoa; Chordata; Actinopteri; Salmoniformes; Salmonidae. The record is from RefSeq and is a predicted model, not a curated record. The transcript has 13 exons. The coding region runs from base 689 to 3373 and encodes 894 amino acids.